AAGGCAAGGCAUGCUUCGUGCUCUACCUGCCACGAUCUCCAUCCAUCAAUUGUCAAAACCCAAAACCUACCUGCCAAAUAUAAAUACGCUUCCCAACUUUUUCUCUCCUUCAUCCAUGGUCUUCAAUCGUACCGUAACUUCUCUUCUAUCUCCUUUCUUAAGUCUUUCCUGACUGCCUCUUUUCAUUCUCUAUUAUUUAAACAACAACAACAUCCACUGUUUCUAAGAGGCAACCCAUGGAGGCUUUCGUUGCGCUGUUUCUUACAACUUUUGCCUUGGUGUUGGGUGCCGCUGUUGCUGACCCCGACUUGCUUCAGGAUAUAUGUGUUGCCGAUCUUUCCUCUGGAGUGAAAGUGAAUGGAUUCCCCUGCAAGAACCCCUCAAGCGUAGGAGCAGAUGACUUCUUCUUUGCCGGUCUGGCCAAACCAGGCUUCACCAACAACACCUUGGGGUCGCUUGUCACAGGGGCCAAUGUGGAAAAGAUCCCAGGUCUCAAUACCCUCGGCGUCUCCCUCUCUCGCAUUGACUACGCCCCCGGUGGGCUCAACCCUCCCCACACCCACCCACGAGCAACCGAGAUAGUGUUCGUGCUGGAAGGAGAGCUGGAGGUUGGCUUCAUAACCACAUCCAACGUAUUGAUAUCAAAGUCGAUCAGGAAGGGUGAAAUAUUUGUGUUCCCUAAAGGAUUGGUGCAUUUCCAGAAGAACAUUGGGAUGAUGCCUGCUUCUGUUAUAGCUGCCUUCAAUAGUCAGUUGCCCGGAACACAGUCCCUUGCUGCCACCCUAUUUGCAGCCACGCCAACAGUGCCUGAUGAUGUAUUGAGCAAGGCAUUCCAGAUUGGUACAAAACAGGUUCAGAAAAUUAAGUCCAGGUUGGCACCCAAAAAGUAGACUAAAUUAAGCUUUGCUGUUGCUGCUGCUGUUGUUUAAUAGUUGGAGAAGGAGAAUUGGUGGGCAGCUUUUUAAUGUGAAUUUCUUGUCUCAGGCAGGGGGGAAAAGAGUUAUCAUAUCUCAAACUGCAAGCUUUGUUUUCAUUGUGAAAAGCCAAUAAAUAUCGCAAUAAAUGGAUUGCGUACACCCCUUCCAUCAUAUGGGAUAAAACCUUGGUGUACCAUUGUUUAUGUUUAA
Molecule: messenger RNA, 1127 nt
Organism: Theobroma umbraticum
Lineage: Eukaryota; Viridiplantae; Streptophyta; Magnoliopsida; Malvales; Malvaceae
Product: germin-like protein subfamily 2 member 1
Molecular function (GO): manganese ion binding
Source: RefSeq, a predicted model, not a curated record